AUGGAUAGUGAUAGUCCACCAUCGCGGAAGCGACCGCGCCCAAGGCCGGUCGUCUCUUGUUUGCGAUGUCGGGAUAAGAAGCUGAAAUGCGACCGGGCUACCCCUUGUCAGAAUUGCAUCAAGGCAGUCUGCAUCGCGGAAUGCACAUACAGCCAGCAUCCCGCGCCAAAUUCAUCUAAUUCUCCCGAUCCCUCAAAUGCCUCACUUCCAAAGCCGAAACCGAAGUUGAAGAGAGUCCACCUCGACAUCUCCGAGGAAUCCGACCAGCGGGUCCAGCUGGACCCUCCUCGGAACAUCGGCAUCAUCGAAGAUCUACAGCGUCGCGUGCUUCAUCUCGAGGAGCUUGCCUCUGUUCGACCAAAUUCGACCGACUUUGGUCCUCUAACAAAUGCCAGCAUUGAAUGUUCCUGGCCUCAGGAGAAGCCCCCUCUUUCUACUCCUUUCCAAGGCACAUUGGUGAUCAAAGGAUCUCGUUCCCGCUACCAUGGCCAGAAUAACAGGAUUACCCUUCUUAACCAAUUCCCGGACGCGAAAGCGUUUAUCAAUCAGUGUGGUACAGACUCGAGCCUCGUUGGAUUAGCUAAAGAAGUCCAGUUUCUCCAGAGCAAGUGUCACAUACCAACGGCCUCCCCCGAAUCUCUGUCAGAGUUGGAGUCCUUCCCAGAGUUACAGUGCCUCCUAGAUUCUCUUCCACCCAAACCUCUCUGUGAUCACCUGGUGGAUGUGUAUACAAAGAGCUUCGAAAAGGCCUUGAGAAUUGUUCAUGUUCCCUCUUUCUUGCGGCAUUACGCAAAACUUUGGAAUGAGACACCAGACUCGGAGGCUUCGGUGGCGAAAGAUUUUGUUCCUCUCCUCAUGGCCGUAUUGACCGUCACUGCUGCUGUAUUGGGCACGCCUCCCUCAGCUGGUAAUACAUCGUCAUGGGGCUACUUGAAAGAAAGUGCACCUGGAAACAUACGCGACUGGCUAAAGAAGCUGCCACGGAAGCAAAGAACAGAGAUGACGACACUUCAGGCAGAGACGCUUCUUUUGCUGUCGCGUCAACUGCGUCUCGCAGAUGCAGAGGAACUGUGGAAGGCUAGCGGGGAGCUAGUGCGCUCCGCAAUGGUUAUGGGUCUUCAUAUAAACACCCACACCUCUCCCGAUAUCACUCCUUUUCGGGCAGAAUGCCGAAAGCGACUUUGGAUCACUAUCGCUGAAAUGGACCUUCAGAUGUCUAUCUCCUCCGGGAUGCCAGUCAUGAUUCCGGAACUGGACUUUAAGGCUCUUGCCCGGCCAACCUUAACGACUUAG
Messenger RNA from Penicillium cosmopolitanum, 1293 nucleotides. RefSeq names its product Zn(II)2Cys6 transcription factor. NCBI's taxonomy places the organism in Eukaryota, Fungi, Ascomycota, Eurotiomycetes, Eurotiales, Aspergillaceae. The transcript is spliced from 3 exons. Gene Ontology annotation, biological process: regulation of transcription by RNA polymerase II; DNA-templated transcription. Gene Ontology annotation, cellular component: nucleus. The record is from RefSeq and is a predicted model, not a curated record. Gene Ontology annotation, molecular function: DNA-binding transcription activator activity, RNA polymerase II-specific; zinc ion binding; RNA polymerase II cis-regulatory region sequence-specific DNA binding. Bases 1 to 1293 code for a protein of 430 amino acids.